AUGAAAAACCGCGCCGAAGUCAUCCGCGAAUUCAACUCCUACGUAAACAUGUCCCCCUCCGAACUCUCCUGCUGGCUCUCCACCUCCGAAUCUCAGCACACCGGGCAGAUGAAAAACGACGGAUCCGGCGAAUCAAAAGGUCACGAAAGUGGUCGGAUUAUCGUGGAUAUCUUGGAGAGAAACCCGGAGAAGGAUGAGGAGAAGUAUACGGAUGAGGAUGUGGAGCAUAUGAGGAGGGUUGUGAGUUAUUGUAAGAGGCAUUUGGCGCAGGAGGGGAAGUUGAAGGAGACGAAGAGUGAGGAGGAAUUGGAAAAUGCGAAUUCUACGAAGAGUUUGAAGAACUGGGGCCAUGAUCCCACCAAGUACUAA
Messenger RNA from Saitoella complicata NRRL Y-17804, 369 nucleotides. RefSeq lists its product as uncharacterized. Bases 1 to 369 code for a protein of 122 amino acids. The transcript is spliced from 2 exons. NCBI's taxonomy places the organism in Eukaryota, Fungi, Ascomycota, Saitoellomycetes, Saitoellales, Saitoellaceae. The record is from RefSeq and is a predicted model, not a curated record.